GACAUCGGCCGGCGGCGGCUCCGACGACGACUGGGAGGCUGGGAGGGCCUCCGGGGCUGCCGGCCAGGCCGCUGAGAGCUGCUGUCAUGGCGGCCGCUCUUUGGGGCUUCUUUUCCGUCCUUCUGCUGUUGCUAUCAGGGGAUGCCCAGAGUUCGGAGCUGCCUGGGGCUACUGCCGAUGGGUCAGGCGGGAUUGGGGUCGGCAUAGGAGAUCGCUUCAAGAUUGAGGGACGGGCGGUUGUUCCAGGAGUGAAGCCCCAGGACUGGAUCUCGGCGGCCCGAGUGCUGGUAGACGGAGAAGAGCAUGUCGGAUUCCUUAAGACAGAUGGGAGUUUUGUGGUUCAUGACAUACCUUCUGGAUCUUAUGUAGUGGAAGUUAUAUCUCCAGCUUACAGGUUUGAUCCUGUCCGAGUAGAUAUCACCUCAAAAGGAAAAAUGAGAGCAAGAUAUGUGAAUUACAUCAAAACAUCAGAAGUGGUCAGACUGCCCUAUCCUCUCCAAAUGAAAUCUUCAGGCCCACCUUCUUACUUCAUUAAAAGGGAAUCAUGGGGCUGGACAGACUUUCUAAUGAACCCAAUGGUUAUGAUGAUGGUUCUUCCAUUAUUGAUAUUUGUGCUUCUGCCCAAAGUGGUCAAUACAAGUGAUCCUGACAUGAGACGGGAGAUGGAACAGUCAAUGAAUAUGCUGAAUUCCAACCAUGAAUUGCCUGAUGUUUCUGAGUUCAUGACAAGACUUUUCUCUUCAAAAUCUUCUGGCAAGUCUAGCAGCGGCAGCAGUAAAACAGGCAAAAGUGGGGCUGGCAAAAGGAGGUAGUUGGACAGUCGGAGAUAGCGUUUGCGCAAACACGGAUCACUGGGUGGCAUCCAAGUCUUGAGGGGAAACUGUGUGAAGCAACUACUGUAAACUUGAGUCAUCCUUAAAGUUGAUCUCUUACACCUGUCGUGUGUGGUAACUCUUUAGCACGUGUUUUGUACUUGGUACACAAGAAAACCCAGCUUUCAUCUUUUGUCUGUAUGAGGUCAAUAUUGAUGUCACUGAAUUAAUUACAGUGUCCUAUAGAAAAUGACAUUAAUAAAUUAUAUGAAGUACUAUACAUUAUGUAAAUUAAAAUGUCUUACUCCAGAGAUAAAAUGAUCUUGUCAUUUCUUUUUCACUUAAUGUUUCUUUUAUUCCAGACAGUUUUCUUCUUUCAUUAUAUGAGGCUUGAAAUUGACCUUUCCUACUUAAAAAGAAGUGGUUGAUAUUUUUAGAGCCGCAUGCGCAUAGUUUUUUGUGUAGUCAGACCUUUCACAGUCGUCAGCCCUGCCCUGCAUUUAACAUUCCCCGAUGUUUGAGGUGGAACCAUAUGUUCCUGAUGUAGUUUUAAUUUUUGGUAGUACAGUUAGUUUUAGAGUAUGGAUAUAUGAAUGAGAGCAGUUGUUACCAGUUCUUAAGUUUCGGUUACCAUCUAUGGGAUUCAGUACUGAGUGUCAGUAAUGUGCUGUGCUUCAAGGUCGGAUUCAGAGAUGGAUAAUGUCCAGUGCCUGUCCUCCCUAGAGCUGAUUAUGUGGGGAGGAAGCACAGUAAUAACGGGGAAUGAAUGGUCAGGGGAAGGAAGUACAGCAGUAGGAGAGCCUUCUUGAGACUAAGGAUGGAAAAUCAACCUUGGAGCUCCAUGUUGUAAUGUUGAUAGUAUAGCACAGGGAGCUUUUAAAUCCCCUCAUCUCUCCCAUCAUUCUCAGACUUGUUGGAAUAUAGAUUACAUUACUUUCCAAUCAGGAUUAUCUCAAAAACUUUUUAUUUCAAUAAGUUAUAAAAACUUCAUACCUUUUCUUUUGGUUGAUUUUAAUUAAAAACGAACUCUGAAACUAUAGUACUGCUUUUCUAGUAAAGGUCUCCUAUCCUCUUCCAUGUUAAAGAACUCCCCUGUUGCUUUCUUAAGGUUAUUAAACCUGCCAAAAAUAACAAAAAAGGUGAUUCCAAACUCUUAUUUUCCCUUUCGUGUAGGUACUAUUGUUCAUUUUGAAAUGAGGCUCAUAAGUUUUCUUUUAAAGAUGUAAGUUAUGAUACUGGACAUUUUAUUAACUUUAUCUCUGUUUGUUAAUUAUAUGCUAACGUUACCAAACUGGUUGAGCUAUGAAUGAUUAAGGUAGGUAAACUGGUUAAUGGCAGAACUAAGUAGAUCUUUGAAAAUAGAGUCGUUUAUUGAAAAUAACUAAAAUAUUAGAAUGAAAGUUGCAAUUUAAAGGAAACAGAAUAUAGUGAGAGUCUUAGUUGUAUGAAAUCAUCUUGAUUUCAAAAUUUGAAUUGUCAAAAUUUGCACGUAGAAUACCUAAUGACUAAAAAAGUAGAAAGCACUUCCAAGGAAAUUAUCAUUUCAUGCGUUAAUUAAGAAACUUUGUGGUUAUUUUAUAUAGGUUCUAAAACCAUCUAAGUAUAAAAUAUAGACAUCUCUUCAUAUUACAGAAUGUUUUUAUAUCGGUUGUAUAUGAAAAUCUUAUCUUUGCAUAGAACCUUCAUCAAAGGCUUAGUGUACUUACAGAUGCAGAAAUGAUUGUAUUAUAUCA
Ailuropoda melanoleuca (giant panda) is the source of this 2545-nucleotide messenger RNA. RefSeq names its product ER membrane protein complex subunit 7 (gene EMC7). Gene Ontology annotation, cellular component: EMC complex. Lineage: Eukaryota; Metazoa; Chordata; Mammalia; Carnivora; Ursidae. Gene Ontology annotation, molecular function: carbohydrate binding. The coding region runs from base 87 to 812 and encodes 241 amino acids. The record is from RefSeq and is a predicted model, not a curated record. The transcript is spliced from 5 exons.